Messenger RNA from Elgaria multicarinata webbii, 3310 nucleotides. RefSeq names its product major facilitator superfamily domain containing 5 (gene SLC61A1). Gene Ontology annotation, cellular component: membrane. Lineage: Eukaryota; Metazoa; Chordata; Lepidosauria; Squamata; Anguidae. The record is from RefSeq and is a predicted model, not a curated record. Gene Ontology annotation, molecular function: molybdate ion transmembrane transporter activity. The coding region runs from base 112 to 1470 and encodes 452 amino acids. The transcript is spliced from 2 exons. Gene Ontology annotation, biological process: molybdate ion transport.
GGCGCUCAUUGUGCAGCGUGAGAUCGCCUGGAGAAGACGGGGCUGAGUGUCGACCCGGGCAGGUGUGUUGGGUGUAAAUCUUGGGAGAUGCACAUGAUGAUUUGAAGCACCAUGCUGAUUGCUGCCUAUGUCGCUUUUGCUUCCCUUCUGGUGAUAUGCAUUGGCCUGGAGUUCUCUGCCUGCCGCUCCAAGCUCAGUGGCAGGUCUUGCUCCAACCCAGCCUUCCUGCGGUUCCAGCUAGACUAUUACCAGGUCUACUUCUUGGCUCUUGCAGCUGAUUGGUUGCAAGGACCUUACCUUUACAAACUGUAUCAGCACUAUCACUUCUUGGAGGCCCAGAUCACCAUCAUUUAUGUCUGUGGCUUUGCAUCAAGUGUGCUGUUUGGGCUGGUCUCCACUUCCUUGGUUGACCGCUUGGGCCGUAAGAAAUCCUGCAUCCUCUUCUCCUUGACUUACUCUAUCUGCUGCCUCACAAAGCUCUCUUGGGAUUAUUUUGUGCUAAUUGUUGGAAGGAUAUUAGGGGGGCUGUCCACUGCCCUGCUCUUCUCUGCCUUUGAGGCAUGGUACAUCCAUGAGCAUGUGGAGCACCAUGACUUCCCAGCAGAGUGGAUUCCCGCCACCUCCUCCAAGGCAGCCAUCUGGAACAGCGUCAUUGCUAUUGGAGCUGGGGUGGUAGCCAAUGUCUUUGCUGAAUGGCUGGGCUUUGGCCCAGUGGCCCCUUUCAUGGUCUCUAUUCCCUUCCUCAUGCUGGCUGGUGUCUUGGCUAUGAAGAAUUGGGAUGAGAAUUAUGGCAAGAAGAGGGCAUUGUCCAGGACUUGCACUGAAGGCUUGAAGUGCCUCCUCUCCGACCGCCGGGUCCUGCUUUUGGGUACCAUCCAAGCCUUGUUUGAAAGUGUCAUCUACAUCUUCAUCUUCCUCUGGACCCCUGUCCUGGAUCCCCACAACCCACCCUUGGGCAUUGUCUUCUCCAGUUUCAUGGCUGCCAGCAUGGUGGGUUCAUCACUCUACCGUGUUGCAACCUCCAAGAAGUAUCACCUCCAGCCCAUUCACAUCCUUUCCCUCUCGGUCCUGAUGGUGUUCUUCUCCCUCUUCAUGCUGACUUUCUCUACCAAUCCUGGGCAGGAGAAUCCUUUGGAAUCCUUCUUGGCCUUCCUGCUCAUUGAGCUGUCUUGUGGGCUCUACUUCCCUUCGAUGGGCUUUCUCCGACACAAGGUGAUUCCCGAGAAGGACCAGGCAGGUGUGAUGCACUGGUUCCGCGUCCCGCUGAACCUGCUGGCCUGCCUCGGCCUCUUUAUCCUCCAUGACAGUGACUACAAGACGGGCACCAGGAAUAUGUUCACCAUUUGCUCUGUCAUGAUGGUGUUGGCCCUCCUGGCUGUUGUAAGUCUCUUCACCGUGGUCCGUAACAGUGCAGAGCUCAGGUUGCCCAGUCCACCAGGUCAUACUGAGGCCUCAUCUCCUGAGCUCUGAUCCUAUUGUGUUUUGAAUCCUUUCAGGGGAAGAUACUCUGAGCUAACCAGCUGCUAACCUGUAAAACAUCAUAGUGCUGGUACUGUAUAUAGGCAAGAGACUCUACAAAAAGAACACUGAGCCUCUGCCUUGGCGUGUGUCUCCUUUCCAUAUGGGAGUGGGGGAAAUCCUUCCUUUGCCCUUUCCAGUAAAGAUGGUCCACAUCAGAUAGCUUGAUUGCAGCAUAGCUUCCUUUUCUGCACCUUGGAGUUCUUGACUAAUGAAGCAUCUUGACUUCUGCUAGCAGACUGUUGGGUGGGGUGGGGGGCUGCAUUCUACCACUUCAUCCUGGAUAGAUGGUGGCAGGUAAUGGGUUAAAAAGACAAGGUCCUCUUUUUAAAAAGUGAGUGGAGAGGUUGAUCUACUGAAUCAUCCAUUAUCAGUAUUGAACUUUAUCACAAUGUCAACCAAAUUCUAUGUUGUCGACCCUCCUACUUUUUUAAAUAAAAGAAAGAAAAGAAAGCAGCUCUCCCAACUCAUUUCACUUUAGGGGUAAUACUGCUAGGUCUAAACAAAUGUUUCAUAGAUUAGGAGCUGGAAUAUUUUGAAUUUCUUGAUGCAGGAAACUGUUUUGGGCUAUUGUACUCUUUGCAGUGAAUAAGAAUUUUUCUUCCUUCUGGGGCCUAGCUUUCAGGGGGAUUUUUAAGUUUCGGAUCCUAUUUACAGAGAAGUGUAAAAAUAUUAAGUCAUCAGUUUUGGAUUAUAAACCACAUUGUUCACAAAGAUAGGCAAGAUAAAAAGGCUCUGAGACUAAAAAGUUGGGGAUGGAAGCAGCUUUUAGUAAAGGAGUAUGAGAUGCUUUACUCCAAUGCUCUCCAGAUAUUUGGACUACAACUCCCAGCAUUCCUUGCCAUUGGACUUCUGCAAGUAGAUAAACAAUCAUUCAAACCCAAAUGUGCUAUAAAGGAGUCAUGUGGAGGGGGAAGGUUACUUGACUCCUUUAUAGCACAUCUAGGUUUGAAUGAUUGUUUAUCCACUUGCAGAAGUCAGAAGAGUUGGAAGGGACCUUAAAGCUCAUCUAGUUAAAUCCCCUGCCUGUGCAGGCAGUCCACUACCACAGCAUCUAUAUAGAAUUAGGCAGGAUUAUUUAGGCACAGUGCUCCUGGAUACGAACGAGGGCUCAUCUAGCCCAGCUUUCUGUUUCCAGCAGUGGUCAAACAGUUGUUGCUACAAAACUCAUGCACUGACCAUCUCUAUCUCUUACUGUUUAGCCCCAGCAUUGGGUACUCAAAGGUAGCAUAUUAGAAGAGGAAUUCCUCCUUCUCUCACAUGGGAGGGAAUGCCUUUUCAAAAAUGGCACCUGCUAUGAUACAAGCAUGCUUUAUCUAAAUCCAGUUAACCAUACUUGCUUUUAUCAGGACUAUUUUUAAUUCAUAUGUUACUGUGUGCAUAUGUGCAUAAUUUAUUGACUGAUUUAAGUUUUUUUUAGUCGCCUGACAGCUCUUCUAGUUAAUGCUGAGCCUGUUUUUUUACUAAUUUGCUAUUACAGGAUGCUUCUGUUUUGACUGAAGUGAUAAGCCUUGAUCCCCCCCCCGCUUCCUGUGCAUGUACAUAAUUAACCAUGCAUAUCACUAGAGAAGGGCAGAAUCAAUUGAGAUAAAAAGGGAUGUUCUAACCAUGAACUUGUCUGUCCUUCUUAAUCCCAGUUCCUCACUUACUGCCUGCUAGUGUGUAUCUCUCCUUUCCAACCCAUAUGAAGUUUUUAAAACAUACAGUAUUGUUGCUUCAGGAGAUUGACUUCAAAUAGAUUUUUUUCCUGGCUAGGAGACAAUAAAUUUCUGAUUAGUCUGUUAGUAAAAAA